AUGGAGGAGUUCUAUUUGGGAGAGGUUCUCCUGAAAUUCUAUACUUCAUCGUUCAUUGUCCUUAUUCCCAAGAUUAAAAAUCCCCAAAGUUUUGUCAAGUUUCGGAUUAGUGUUUGUAAUGUCAUAUAUAAGGUGUUCUCCAAGAUUCUGGUUGCGAAGAUCUCUUUGGUUCUUGGGGAUGUUAUCUCACAAGAACAAGAUAUGAGUCAGGCGUAUGACCGAGUUGAUUGGAGGUUUCUGGAGCAUGUCCUUACUGCGAUGGGUUUUCAGUCCAAGAGGGCUCUUAGGCAAGGGGAUCCGCUAUCGCCAUACCUAUUUAUUAUCCUAGAAGAGGUUUUCUCCCGGUUGCUUAAGAAGCGAAUGGCGGAUAGUCAUCAUUUCUAUCAUCUGGUUGGUGCUCCUAGAAUUUUCCAUUUAUUAUAUGCCGAUGAUGUUAUGAUUUUUGCGAAUGCUAGUAAGAGGUAUAUUCGUUGUUUAAUGGGUGUUUUGCAUGAUUAUGAGAAGUGGUCGGACAGCAGGAAGAGAGACACUUUGGUUGAGACUGGGUUCGUGGAAGGCAAAUUUCCAUUCACUUAUCUGGGUGUUCCAAUUGUAGAUGCGAAGCUUAAGGCUUCCCAUUUUGGCCCCCUCCUUGAAAAAAUAGGAAAGAAAGUGUCUGGUUGGAAAAGUAGGCUUCUUUCGCAAGGGGGUCGGUUAAUUUUGUUAUGGCAUGGUGGUAAAAGCAAGUGGAAGUGGAGGGCAUGGCAGAAGAUGUGUGUGCCGGUGGAGGAGGGAGGUAUUGGUGUGAGGGAUCUUGAUGAGAAUGGGCAUAUGGUGCUUAGUGCUGAGAGUAGUUCAGCCUCUCUGUUUUGGAAAAAGAUAUCGGAAGUAAUGCCAACUUUGUGGGAGAGUACAAAAUGGAGGGUGGGGGAAGGAAAUGUAUCCUUGUGGCAUGUAGAGACUUUAGAGCAUGUCCUUGCCAAAGGGGAUUUUGUCGUGGAAGUCUGGAAGAUGGCAUCGGCUAAGUUUGGGGUUCCUUUUGUUCCUCAGCUGGGUUGUCAGCAAAGAGUACAUGUUUGA
This is a messenger RNA of Juglans regia (Persian walnut), 1059 nucleotides long. RefSeq lists its product as uncharacterized. The record is from RefSeq and is a predicted model, not a curated record. The transcript is spliced from 7 exons. Lineage: Eukaryota; Viridiplantae; Streptophyta; Magnoliopsida; Fagales; Juglandaceae. Bases 1 to 1059 code for a protein of 352 amino acids.